Molecule: messenger RNA, 414 nt
Organism: Plasmopara halstedii
Lineage: Eukaryota; Oomycota; Peronosporomycetes; Peronosporales; Peronosporaceae
Exons: 3
Coding region: 1-414 (137 amino acids)
Source: RefSeq, a predicted model, not a curated record
AUGAUCAGUGCGCUACUGGAAUCGACAGGCUGGCCGGGCUGUCAACGCAUGCUACCUGCAGAUAAUUACCGCAAAGCCGUAUGUCCUUUUCCCACCAAAAUGACAUGUUUGAGAAGUAUUAUGCCCCUUUUGCCAAAUGUUGUAUCGCGAGGCCCACGUCAUCAUAGCUACAAAUAUCAAUCGUACAGGACAUCGGACUCGCUCAGUCUCGUAUCAGCAGCAAUAUACUUUGUAGACCGCGGUAUAUCUUUCUUCAAAGUCCCCAGAAAUAUCUUUGCUAGUUUUCCCGAAAUUCCGAUGCUGUGCUACAAAGCUGUUGCACCAUCGUACCCGUGUCAGAUGCACAUUAGCUUUCUAGUUUGGAUGGCUCAUAAAUCUCCAAAGCAUCAACCAAAAGAAGUGUGUGGUGCCUAA